AUGGCUCUCCCAAUGAAGUCUAGGUCCGCCAUGAAGUCGGUGAUGAAGUCGGCUAUGAAGUCCAUGAAGAAGGGCGCAACGCCGGCAAUGAAGGCAAAGGUCAUGAAGAAGAAGGCUGUGAGCAAGAUUGCAAAGGGCAGAAAUGCCAAGGCGGUGGUGUUCAAGGGCAGCAAAGAGAAGACAGCGACUCAGCUGACGAAGACCGAUUUGAUGAAGAAUAAGCGAGGCCGCGUAGUCACUAAAAAGCAGAACGCCGCGGGAAAGAAGGCCUUCAAGAACAUCUCGGCAUGGACUGAGGCUGUGACGAAGGCCAGAAAGGAGCUCGGCAUCAAGGGCUUCUGCGCAGUCAAUGGCAAGACAUCUCAGGGCAAGGCUCUGUACGCCAAAGCCAAGGCUAUCUUUGCUGCAUGA
Messenger RNA from Effrenium voratum, 411 nucleotides. The record is from the annotation of a GenBank genome assembly. NCBI's taxonomy places the organism in Eukaryota, Dinophyceae, Suessiales, Symbiodiniaceae.